Molecule: messenger RNA, 534 nt
Organism: Coffea arabica (coffee)
Lineage: Eukaryota; Viridiplantae; Streptophyta; Magnoliopsida; Gentianales; Rubiaceae
Source: RefSeq, a predicted model, not a curated record
AUGGAGAAAGAGAGUGUUUGUAAAGCUCAUGUUAUUGUGGUACCGUAUCAUGGACAGGGCCACAUUAAUCCAAUGGUGCAGUUUGCUAAAAGAUUGGCCUCUAAAGGAAUCAAAAUCACCAUAGCUACCACAGCAUCAACUGCCAAGACUAUGGAACGAACCUCUGAUCUAUUCUCAGUCGUGUCAAUGUAUGAUGACAUUACUGAAGGUGGGGUGGCAGGACCUGGAGGAUUUAAAGGUUUUCUUGACAGGUUUGAAGCCAGUGGCUUGAAAAAGUUGACUGAAAUUGUUGUGAAAUAUGAAAAUACUGAUCACCCCAUCAAGUGUCUCGUGCAUGAUGCUGAUAUGAUGUGGGCUUCAAGUGUUGCGACCGAGCUAGGCAUUGCAAGGGCUGCCUUCUUUACUCAAUCAUGUGCAGCCAUUGGUACUUACUAUCCAAUGCACUGUGACUUGUCAGGAACAGAAGUUCCUCUUCCUGCUUUUGCGAUACCGGGAUUGCCUGAGGACUCCCCACUUGUCAUCACUUGGUUCUGA